Molecule: messenger RNA, 1134 nt
Organism: Penicillium nucicola
Lineage: Eukaryota; Fungi; Ascomycota; Eurotiomycetes; Eurotiales; Aspergillaceae
Exons: 4
Coding region: 1-1134 (377 amino acids)
Source: RefSeq, a predicted model, not a curated record
AUGAUUCCUCCGUGUGACCCCUCCAUUCUGGAGCACAAUCCCCAAUUCAAACGAUUGUAUGAAAACUUAACCAAGAAUCUCCUCGACGCAGAUGGCUCAACGCGUUCUCAAAGCGCGAGUCCAGCGCGCACGGCCGCUGUGGAAGACUUGAAGCAAUGCCAAAACCAAAAUGCAAAGAAACGAAUCAAAGAGCGAACACUACGCCAGCUAGCAUUCGCCUUAGACAGCGGCCUACCCGCGGAGUGCCAUGAUAACCUUGCAAUUAUAACCCUCUACCUCGAAACCCCCCGCAGCGCGCUGGAUCUCGACGCGCCCAAACCAGACUCCGAAGACGCAACCACAAACACAUCCCAAGACGAAACACUCUCCCUCCUAGGCCCAGACUUUGAAGCCUUCUACUCUAAUAUUCCAGCCUUCAUCCUGCCAUUUACAAACAUCCUCUCAUCAUCCCUCCACGAUGCCCGGACCCUAGCCGCAACCGCAGACUCCCCAGCAGACCAAGACCAAGGCCCAGCUCAAGGACCAGGAGCACCCGCGUCAUCACGUCCGAAUCACAAUUCCCGCGCUCGAGCCCGUGACCGUCGCGUUCGGUCGUCUAUGGCCUCUGUUCCCCUUCUCUCGGAACAAUUAGCGAAGCGGGUUCGCGCGCUGCGCACGAUCCAACUAUCCGAAUUACCCGAGGCGCGUAGGGAGAUGGCGGCUACGGCUGCGGGGGUUGUUGCUGUGCGCGCGAAGGUCUUAGAGCGCACAGUUGUUAUCCUUGAGCGGGCGAAGCAUGGAGCUUUGGCUAGGGCUACUAGGGCUAAGGCUGAUCAUUUGGCGACGGUUGCGCAGGGUAUUGAGGGGAAAUUGGAGGUUAUGAAACUUGAGAUUGCGGCAACUAUCUAUACGCCUGAGACUAUUGCUGCACUCACGAGAUAUAAGCAGCAUCUAAGGCAGAUAAGGGAGCGGCUUGAGGACGCGCAUGAGAUGGCAAUUCAAGAGUUGAAGACAUGUGGAGAUGUGGAAGCAUCUGACUCUGCUGGAGAUAUUCCUGUAGACCGAGACACUGUCGCGGGGAUUGCUCGCCAAUAUGGUGUUCUUGUAAGAGACGUGGAAACUGUACAGAUGGAAAUCGCUCGACUUGAGCAAUGA